UCGCCAGCGGUUCUAAUUGCGCUAACUCUGCUGUGAUCAUAAAUAUUGAUAAUACAUAUAUUCUUAUCCAUUCUCGUUUGUUUUGAGCAAUUGUGUGAAUUUGUGCAAAAUGUCUGCAGUUACAAAAGGCAUCUAUAUUGUCGCUGCCAAGCGCACGGCCUUUGGCACCUUUGGCGGUGCUCUGAAGAACAUCAACCAGACACAGCUACAGACCACAGCUGCCAAGGCGGCGCUGGAAGCGGCUGGCCUGAAGGGCGAACAGGUGGACACGGUCGUCGUGGGCAAUGUGAUUGCGUCCUCCUCCACGGAUGGCAUCUAUGUGCCACGUCACGUGGGUCUGAAUUGUGGCGUUCCCAUUGAGAAGCCCGCGUUGGGCAUUAAUCGCCUGUGCGGCUCCGGCUUCCAGUCCAUUGUGAAUGGUGCUCAGGAUAUUUUGGUGGGUGGUGCUAAGGUGGCGCUCACUGGCGGCGUGGAGAGCAUGUCCCAGACGCCGUUCAUAGCGCGCAACAUGCGCUUCGGCACCACACUGGGCGGUAACUACAAUCUGGAGGAUGCGUUGUGGGCAGGUCUCACGGACACCUACUGCAAGCUGCCCAUGGCAUUGACUGCCGAGAACCUGGCCGAUCAGUAUAAGAUCUCCAGGGAGCGUGUGGAUGAGUUUUCGCUGCGUUCGCAGAAGAACUGGGAGAAGGGACAGCAGGAGGGCGCCUUCAAUGCUGAAAUUACGCCCAUCAAGCUGAAGGUCAAGGGCAAGGAGGUGGACUUUGUUGUGGACGAGCAUCCACGUCCCAAGACCACCAUCGAGGGCCUGGCCAAGCUGCCGUCGCUGUUCAAGAAGAAUGGCGUCGUCACCGCUGGCACAGCCUCUGGCAUCUGCGACGGCGCUGCUGCCGUUAUCGUUGCCUCCGAGGAGGCGCUCAAGGAGUACAACCUAAAGCCUCUGGCACGUCUCGUCGCCUUCUCGUUUGUAGGCGUCAAGCCUGAGAUAAUGGGCAUUGGCCCUGUGCCGGCCAUACAAAAUGUGCUCAGAGUCUCCGGCAAGAAAUUGGAGGACAUUGACCUGAUCGAGAUCAACGAAGCCUUUGCCGCCCAAACUUUGGCCUGCGCCGAGGAACUGAAGCUGGAUCCAUCAAAGCUGAAUGUGAACGGCGGCGCCAUUGCCCUGGGUCAUCCACUGGGUGCCAGUGGCUCUCGCAUUACGGGUCAUCUGGUGCACGAGUUGCAGCGCAAGAAACUGAAGUAUGGCAUCGGCUCUGCCUGCAUUGGCGGUGGUCAGGGCAUUGCUCUGCUCCUUGAGGCUGUCUGAGAUUAAACAUGUUCUGCAUUUACAAUAAGAUUAGGCAUUUUGAUUGAAAUAUAUAUAUACCUACAAGUAAUAAAAU
This is a messenger RNA of Drosophila arizonae, 1382 nucleotides long. It is a transcript of the gene yip2, whose product is annotated as yippee interacting protein 2. Gene Ontology annotation, cellular component: mitochondrion. Gene Ontology annotation, molecular function: acetyl-CoA C-acetyltransferase activity. NCBI's taxonomy places the organism in Eukaryota, Metazoa, Arthropoda, Insecta, Diptera, Drosophilidae. The record is from RefSeq and is a predicted model, not a curated record. Gene Ontology annotation, biological process: fatty acid beta-oxidation.